AUGUCCGCCACAAAGGGAAACUGGCAAUCAGCCGGAACACUCAUCGUCACACCAAAGGGCAACGACGAGCUCUUCGAUACGAAUGAAAUGUCAGACUUCUUCGGCUCCAGCUUCGUAACCAACACCACCAAAUCCGACAGUGCCGUUGAGGUCAAACAAGCGCUUUCCGUCCUCACCAAGAACGCCAACGGGACUACGCUACCCCCCCCCCCCCCGAAAGCCGGCAGCUGCAAGAUCGUGAAGAUCCCAAAGUGCUAUUUGACCUUGCAAGAUGCUCGGGUCAGCGACAACGGGGAGAUGGUGUACAAGUUUCUGGUGGGCGAAGACAAGACUCCGGAUGGCAUGUUGGCGGGCGUGCAGUUGCAGGUCUUCAAGGGUACUGGUCAAGCGAUGCCUGGUUCGGGUGCAGGUGGUGCAAACACGUUCUUCUUUCAGAUCAAGUAG
This is a messenger RNA of Fulvia fulva, 444 nucleotides long. RefSeq lists its product as uncharacterized. The record is from RefSeq and is a predicted model, not a curated record. Bases 1 to 444 code for a protein of 147 amino acids. The transcript has a single exon. NCBI's taxonomy places the organism in Eukaryota, Fungi, Ascomycota, Dothideomycetes, Mycosphaerellales, Mycosphaerellaceae.